Messenger RNA from Paramuricea clavata, 5026 nucleotides. Lineage: Eukaryota; Metazoa; Cnidaria; Anthozoa; Malacalcyonacea; Plexauridae. The record is from the annotation of a GenBank genome assembly.
AGUCAUAUAUUGGAGCGUGGCGAAUCAUUUCGAGAUCAAUCUUCGCGAAAGUCCAUACCUAGUCUGCCUGAGGAUCCCUCUGUUUCAAACAUCACAGGAACCUUAUUGCCCGUUUCUAACGACGACCGAACGGGCGGCGCCCGCGAUUUUGAGGAACGCCUUCAAUACGCCAUGCAACAAAGCCUGAUACUUCAAGAAAGACAACUGAAAGAUAUCGAAAUCCUACAAGAAGAGCUGGGGCAAGAAGCGAGCGGAAUGUCGAAUCGGGUUGUCAUGUCGAACAAAAGGGCGGUGAUUGAAAAAAUCCGCAAACCUCUGAAAGGAAUUUUGAAGAAAUCUGUAAUGAGGUAUGUUUUAAGGACCAAAUUGCCAGGGUUCGAAGUAACCGGUUGUCUAUAUACCAGGCGAUUAUCACAAACGCUGGUGUAAAAAUUGUGCGUAAGAAAUACCCAACCUGUCACCGUGGACAAGUAAAAAAUUAGGAAAAUUUCUAACCCUGAAAUGUGCAGCGUCUCCAAAAAGAUAAACUUGCUUCCAAUUUCCAACGUACUCCCUCCUUUUCUGAUGGCGCUGCACGAUGAUGACGUAGCGAAAGAGAGAGAGACGUGAAGCAAAGUCUACACGCGUAAAAACGCUCAGGUUGAUGCAAUACUGAAGAAAACAGGAUUGAACAAUGUUUUGCUGCCCACAUUGUUCAUAUACAGUGUAGCUGUCAACAGUAUUGAACAAUGUUGUUACACCCGAUUCAGGCUCAACAAUAUUGUUCAAUAUUGUUGACAAGUGUGAACAACGUGGGCAGCAAAACAUGGUUCAAUCCUGUUGAGCAGCGGGCUCGGCGUUUUUUUGCCGUGUAAUGUGGAGCGUGGAGUUUCUGGUUAAAUUAUUAUUCUGUGGUUAUAGGUACUUGUUUAGCUACCUGAAACGAGCGCGGCCAAGCCAUACAAAUUUAUACAACGAACUCGUUUCCAGAUCGCUAAACAAGUGUAAUCAGCUUUUUGAUAUGUCGAGGGUGGGACUUCUGAUUAAAUUGUUAUUCUGUGCCAUAACCAAACCACUCAACUAUUGUUCAAUUCAGUGAGAUACCAACAAAAUGUUGAUGUUUUCCCAUAACAGUGUUUCAACUCUAUUCGAGAGCCAUCAUCAUUGAAACAUGAUACAAAAUUAUGUCAUCUUCUUUUAUAGGCAAGCGAAGUUACCCAAACCAGCAUCAUGACCACAAUUGCAAACGGUAAGAGCAGAGCGUCGCUCUAAACUGGAAAAUGACCUACAGUAUUGCUCUAUGGCAAUGAUUAAAGCAAAAUUUUACACUUACUGUAUGUCUAUCGCGCAUUUUUGAAGUGAUAGACGGAACGUUCACAUGCAUGUGUUUUGUAACGAACAAAAGUUUUGUUCGUGGCCUAACCAGGUUUGCAACCAAAUUUGAGAAUUCCUUGGCAAAAGCUCUGAAAUUUCUUGGUUUCUCCUACAGUGAUUUACACUGUGUAUUCGGUUUUCACUGAUUUCACAUCUGAAAAUCACACCAGACAACAGGUUACAAAUUGUGCAAUUCAUAAAAUAUCCGAACUCUUAUUUUAAUUAUUAAUCUAAGGCAAUCAUGCAGAUGUGUGAUUCUAUUUUUUGUUUAGGCAGACCCAAUCUUCCCCACAGCCAAAGAAUAAUUGGCUCUGGCUACGAGAUUGGGGUGCCCUGAGAAAUUUUAAAAAAUCGAGGCUCAGAACGCCAAUUCCUGCAUUUCCGGGUAGUUAAAACUGUCUCAAUGAUUCAUAUACUGUUGUUACUGUAAAUUUGGAAUCUCUUCAAUUCCUUAAAAAAAUCCUUAAAACUUGCAAUUCCCUAAAAUAAUUCCUAAAACUAUGCAAAAUUCCUGUUUAUAAGAGAAAAAUCCUUAAAGUGAGAUCGCUAGGCCUAGCAAUUAUUUAAUGAAAAUAUAUUUAUUUAUUUAUCCAUUUUUAUUUGGUAUUUAUUCAAUGUUUUUUAUUUGUUUUGUGAAAAAACCACGCCUUUUUUUCUUUCGAUCCAUAAUAUAUAAAGAUAUAAAGUUUAAAUAUUAUAAAUAAUAUUAUAUAAAAAAAUAAAUACAGUAAUAUAAUAAAUAUUGAUAUUACAAUAAUAUAUAUCAAAAAUAAAUUCUCAGUCUUUGAUUGGUUUUGGUUUCUUUUUAAUUAAUAAAAAAAGUCAAGAUUACAUUCUACAGUAUAUACUGUACCUUAUUAUAGGAAAUUAACGAUGCACUUAAUUAACGAGGAUUUUAAAAAUUCUCGUUAAUUUAAUUAAUGUUAAUUUAUGUGAUCGUUAAUUUUAAGUAUGUAAUUUUCAUUUAUCGUUAGUUAAAAAUACUUAGAUUUGUUUUAUAUAACACUAACUCUCUUAAUAUCAAAAUAUAGGAUAUUAACAUCAGUGCUCCUCUAAACAUUAAACCUUCGUUGUUGUUGUGUCUAUAUUUUCCCAUUCGCGUUAAUUUAAUUAAUUUGUCACCCAUGGAGAUCAGAUUCGAGUUAAUAUACUGUAAUCAUGCUUUAAAAGACCUAGAAGCAAUCCGCGUUAAUUUGAUGUCGCGUUAAUUUAUGUCGCGUUAAUAAAGUGCAUCGUUAAUUUCCUAUAAUAAGGUAGUUCUCUAAGUACAUUAAAUGCUAUUGUUGUCACCAUGGAUUGUAACAUUACAAUCCAUGUUGUCACUGAGCUAUCGAUGAAUAUAUUUCGUAGAAUAGGUAAUGAACAUUAUCUCUACAUGUCUAGCAAAGUAAUUUAUGAAAACAGUGUGGGUUAAAUGCUAUUCUGUUCACAAAUGCUCCACUUCAAAAAGAAAUCAAACGGAAAAGUUGAUUUUGGAAUUUGGAAAAGUUCACUUUAGUUGUUGUAGUCGUUGCUGCUAGCCGAGGCAGCAAACACAACAACUCGCAGGACAAUGAUGAGUGGAAUUAUGAUCAAGCCACAAACGAUAGCGGCGUAAGCCAAGUUUCUUGCACUUUGUGCUGACGCCACGGCUCCGGCAUAGUCGCCAGCCAUGUAACGAUUUCUUGCCUAGAAAUAAAAGGAAUGGACUUUAAUUAUCUAUACUCUUUGGUUAAAGUUUCCUGCAUGGUUAGGCUAGAAAAAAACACUAUUUGGCUAACUUAAUAUUUCUGGUUAAAUUUCGUGGUUAUUGUAUUUCACGUCCUACCAUAAUCUGGUUAAUAAAGUGUAUAUGACAUGAAAUUUCUUAUUUUCGUAAAUGAAAGAACUCUUCUAAGCUGUAGUGUAACUUAUUUUUCAGUUUCUUGUUUUUAUGGUUUGUUCCCGAGAUAUUUCAAUUUGUUUGAUAUGUAAAUGUUGUGAAUAUGUCCGCUAAUUUAUGACGUCACAUUGGUUGCAAGCUCAACUUACACUUGUUAUAAAUGUUUUAACUCUAAAAACUGUAGAUAUCUGUUGACGUUUUUCUCCAGUGUUUCAUCACAUUUACCAGUGAGUGAAGUUUGAAAUUAUCAUCUUGGAUGAUAGCAGUGAUAUUCAACCAUUUCGAAGAGCUUGCAACCAAUGUGACGUCAGAAAUUAGCGGACAUAUUCACACUCAUUUACAUAUCAAACAAAUUGAAAUAUCUCGGGAACAAACCAUAAAAACAAGAAACUGAAAAAAAUUCAAGUGGCUCUAAAAUUUUUGCUUUUUACCAAAAGCAAACUACUACACUCGUAGCAUACUUUUAAUAAGCUGAAAAUCAAUUUUGGGUUGCGGGCACUUCAAAAAAUAACAAGGAGAUUUAAGAAUAUUAAUUAAGUUGACCGAAAUAGCCUAGUUAAAGUUCAAAGCAAACUCCUGUCUAUAAAUUUGGAAAUAUUUUUUUCCGAAAUCUUAUCUGGAUCAUAUAUACACUAGAUAGCACAUCUCUUUUAGUAAAAUUGAAGCCAAGAAUAUUCCAGCGGUUACCCCCACUUGAAUAGAUGGCGGCCAUGUUGGAGUUUCCCGCUCGCUAAUAAACGCUUAAAAAACAACAAUAACUUUCAUCUUUUGAAUAGGUUGAAAAUGUAUUUGGAAUAGGUUUAACUUAAUGUUUAAAUUCCCUGUUUAAGAAAUAGAAAACAUACGAAUGUUCUCAUUUCAUGGGAAUAUCCUGAGUCUGCAAUCACGGCUUCAAUUUUUGAAUUGCAGAAUAAUUAGAUGCACUAUCUAGUGUAUAUAAGAUAUCUAUGGUCUGGAUCGACAGGAGGUUGCUUCUCUGAAGUUUCGAAACAAACAGAUGUGCAGAAAUAUACUCUCAGUCUCAAAACAACAGUCAGACCAAAACAACAGGUUAAAUUUUAACCCAGUGUUAGCGCUAACCCACCUGCACCAGGAUAAUACUAAGCUAAUCGAACUCACUAAAAUUUACAAUACUACGUUAAGACAAAAUAGCAUACAUUACAGACAACAAAAAGCGAGUUAGGUAAGAGAUUGGCAAACGGACUCGAAGUCCCAACAAGGCAAACCCCACGCGUUAAUAAUUACAACUAACGCCUGUGUUCCAAAAGCUCACUCACACCCAAUAAGUGGAGGUUCAAUCUGAGCUUCCCUUGAGUGUCAAAUGUCAAUGCUGUUUUUGAAUACAGUAGCUGGAGGGUCAGUGCCGUACCGUACUAUGUGACUACUCACCCUCCAGCUAUUCAAAAACGGCAUUGACACUCAAGGGAAGCUCAGAUUGAACCUCCACUCAUUAGUGUGAGUGAGCUUUUGGAACACAGGCGUAAAACUACACUGUGACAACAGAAAAUACGCAUAAACGUUCUCUAAAUACUACUGAGCAGAAUACGCCAUUCCUCGUCUAACGCUAAUUUCGGAACUCUAACCUGGACCUAAUGUCAACAUUUUCUAUGAUUGCGGAAUAACUCUGUUCAGCUACAAAUCCGCUAUACUCUUUUCAAAUUCCCACUUAAAACAUGGCCCAUCUCUCACCUCAGACGAUUUCAUGAUGGCAAAGAUUCCAAUCGGCCAACAACAGCAAAGGCAGGCGAAGAUUGAUAACCCCAUUUGAUCAUUGACAACAGGAAUCACUGCAGCUACCAUUUGAGGUUGAUU